GAAGAAGAGCGUCUUCAGAAAGAGCGCGUGCGUCAAGUUCCAGGACCCCAUAUGCGAUUUCGAGGAUCCGCCAGAGGACUCCGCCAGCGCCAGCCGCGACAAGAGCAAAUACAACGUCGCGGCUCUGGAUUUCAUCGCGCAGUCGAAGCGCGAUCUGGCGGGCCUUGUGGAGCACCACCUCACGACAGAGAAGGCGUCCGACGAGGCGCAGCGGCUUCAGUCCAUGGGAGCAGCGCACUUGCCCACGGCCAAGGGCAGUAGCACCGUCGAGAAGGAGCUGAAGGACAUAGCGGCGGUGCGCUGGGACCCAGAAGGAGUCAUCACAAUUUCUUCGUUCGUCGUGCGCUUGGACACCGGCCCUGGCCCGAAGGGGACAACCGCCAAGAAGUUGCAUCAGCUGCCGCAGCUGCUGGCCAGCAUCGAGACCCCGUGGGCAGCCGUGGGGGAUUGGAACGUUGCGCCAGAAGGCCACGCGCAGCCGCCAUUGGUUGGAAAAGAAGUCGGCAGCGCAACCGGCUGCCCCAACUGGGGCACGCGCUACUUGCGCGAGUGG
This is a messenger RNA of Prorocentrum cordatum, 553 nucleotides long. NCBI's taxonomy places the organism in Eukaryota, Dinophyceae, Prorocentrales, Prorocentraceae. The record is from the annotation of a GenBank genome assembly.